AUGGCUCGUGGAAAGAUUCAGAUGAAGAGGAUUGAGAAUCCGGUGCAUAGGCAGGUGACUUUCUGCAAGCGGCGCGCUGGGCUCCUCAAGAAGGCUAAGGAGCUCUCUGUCCUGUGUGAUGCUGAAAUUGGAGUUCUCAUUUUCUCUGCCCACGGAAAGCUCUAUGAACAAGCCAGCAAAGGAAGCAUGCAGGGUUUAAUAGAGAGAUACAUGAAAGCUGAACAAGUGAUCAAAAAUAAGGAAGUUCUGGAUCUUAAAGAUGAGAUUAGUAAGUUGAAGCUUGAGAUUGACGUUCUUCAGAAAGGGAUAAGAUUCGUAUAUGGAGGAGGAGAUGGUUCAAUGACCUUGGAUGAAAUGAAUGUUCUCGAGAAACAUCUUGAAUUAUGGAUGUGCCAUGUUCGCUCAGCAAAGAUGGAUAUUAUGUUUCAAGAGAUCCAGUUGCUGAAGAACAAGGAGGGAAUACUGAAGGAAGCAAACAAGUAUCUGCAAGAUAAGAUGGAUGAGCAAUAUGGGAUUGAUAGCAUGGCACCAAUGCUUACUAACACAGAAUACCCUCUAAUGACUAGUAAUCAGUACCCACUAACCAUACAAAAUGAAAUAUAUCAGUUCUGA
This is a messenger RNA of Fraxinus pennsylvanica, 612 nucleotides long. The record is from the annotation of a GenBank genome assembly. Lineage: Eukaryota; Viridiplantae; Streptophyta; Magnoliopsida; Lamiales; Oleaceae.